Panthera uncia (snow leopard) is the source of this 7958-nucleotide messenger RNA. It is a transcript of the gene RORB, whose product is annotated as RAR related orphan receptor B. NCBI's taxonomy places the organism in Eukaryota, Metazoa, Chordata, Mammalia, Carnivora, Felidae. Gene Ontology annotation, biological process: regulation of transcription by RNA polymerase II. Gene Ontology annotation, molecular function: RNA polymerase II cis-regulatory region sequence-specific DNA binding; zinc ion binding; nuclear receptor activity. The record is from RefSeq and is a predicted model, not a curated record. The transcript has 12 exons. Bases 1831 to 3210 code for a protein of 459 amino acids. Gene Ontology annotation, cellular component: nucleus.
AUGCGCAAUGCACUCUCCGGCUCGAGGCUCGAGGCUGCGCCACCGCCUGGAUCAACCGUGCCUCCCACGCGUCUCUCCUGGAGGAUUCCCGACAGCAGCUCCGCCCUACCUAGCGGAGGAGGCUAGAUGUUCAAGCUCUCCCCAGAUCUACCUUCGGGGUGAACAGGCUGCGUUGGUGAGGGUAUGGCUUGGAAUUAGUUAGAUCCUUGGGUCCACAACAGCCUCACCAGUUUUGUCUCUCACAACCUUUGAACUGUUGGAGAUCCGGGCUCGGAACCCUGGGAACACGCGUGCGCAGUACGUGCCUGUUCAGCCGCCCUGGGGGCAGUGGACGGUCUAACCACCUGAAUAUCCUCCUGGGUGCAGGGGGCCUCCCUCCCAAUAUGACCUGAUGAUGCACCUGCAAAGGCACUAUGGCAAGGCAGUGUAUGCCUCCUCUUCUUGGGAAGUUCUCAUGGCAGUGAUGGGACUUGAAGAAGACAUCUGACAGCUUCAGGGACAAGGAGAAACACAGACAUCAUUACCUGCAGACCCCUUGAGUUUUCUUCCAGUUUCUGAGGGCUGUGGGAUUCGGGACGGGAAGCAUCUGAAAGACGAUUUCAAAGGAAGCAGAUGACACUUGCACGGGACUGCAUUUUGGUCUAUGCUCAAAGUGAUGAAGUUGAUUUGCAUCAUUCUGCCACUAACGCUGAAGCGUCCCGCUCCUGGAAACCCCCGCCAGAGAUGCGGAGUUUACCGAGAGAGGACUCCGCGGAGCGCUGCCAUAAAUUCAAAACUAACUAUCGGGGCAGACAAUCGCUUCGAGAGAGGGACGGAACGUGGGACCCGGGGAGCCCCGCGCCCCUCGCCUGGAAAGGACUGGUCAAGCGCCUUCUUCCUCCUCCCCGAGUCGGAAGUGAAUGUCACCUGCAGGUCUGCCCCACUCUCUGGGCGCUUCCCCCUCCUCUGCCCAGUUCGGACAGUCUCUAGUGACCGGUUUCAGCUCCGGCCGUCUUCGGGCUCCAGGCUGCAACCCCCCGCCCCGCUCCGGGAAUCGCGUCCCCUCCCCCGUGGUCCCCGCCCCCUCCAAGCUCUGCCGGGCGCUGAUUGGCGGCGGCGCUGACAGGAGGCGGGGCCUGGAAGUCCCGGCCAAGCCCGCCCUCGCGUAUAAGCGCCUUCUCGGCUCUCUCUCUCUCCAUCUCUCUCCUCUCUUUCUCUCUCGCUCCCUUCCUCCCUGUAACUGAACAGUGAAAAUUCACUGGAUCCGCUAACAGGCACAGAUGUCAUGUGAAAACGCACAUGCUCUGCCAUCCACACCGCCUUUCUUCCUUUUCUGUUUCCUUUUCUUCCCCCCCUUGCUCCUUCUCCUUCUUUGUAACUAACAAAACCACCACCAACUCCUCCUCCUGCCGCUGCUGCCCUUCCUCCUCCUCCUCGGUCCAAGUGAUCACAAAAGAAAUCUUCUGAGCCGGAGGCGGUGGCAUUUUUAAAAAGCAAGUACAUUAGAGAGAAAGGAAAAAAAAAAAGAAAAAAAAACAAAAAACAAAAGCAAAACAAAACCCAGGCACCAGCCAGACAGCCCAUUUUUUUUUCCACCCUUCCUGAAAACAAACAACCAAACAACCAUCAAAACAGUCAUCACCACCAUCAUCAAAACUGUUAACAUAGCAGCGGCGGCGGCGGCAAACGUCACCCUCUGGCCACGGCGUCCGCCUAAAGGGAUGGUUUUCUCGGCGGAGCAGCUCUUUGCCGACCACCUUCUUCACUCGUGCUGAGCAGGAUUUUUGGGCUCUCCGGGGUUCGGGCUGGGAGCAGCUUCAUGACUACGCGGAGCGGGAGAGCGGCCACACCAUGCGAGCACAAAUUGAAGUGAUACCAUGCAAAAUUUGUGGCGAUAAGUCCUCCGGGAUCCACUACGGAGUCAUCACGUGCGAAGGCUGCAAGGGAUUCUUCAGGAGGAGCCAGCAAAACAAUGCCUCUUACUCCUGCCCAAGGCAGAGAAACUGUUUAAUCGACAGAACCAACAGAAACCGUUGCCAACACUGCCGACUGCAGAAGUGUCUUGCCCUCGGGAUGUCGAGAGAUGCUGUGAAGUUCGGGAGGAUGUCCAAGAAGCAGAGGGACAGCCUGUACGCCGAGGUGCAGAAGCACCAGCAGCGGCUGCAGGAGCAGCGGCAGCAGCAGAGCGGGGAGGCGGAAGCCCUCGCCAGGGUCUACAGCGGCAGCAUCAGCAACGGCCUGGGCAACCUGAGCAACGAGGCCGGCGGCGCCUACGCCAACGGACACGUCAUCGACCUGCCCAAGUCCGAGGGCUAUUACAGCGUGGAUUCCGGCCAGCCGUCCCCUGAUCAGUCAGGACUUGACAUGACUGGAAUCAAACAGAUAAAGCAAGAACCUAUCUAUGACCUCACCUCCGUACCCAACUUGUUUACCUAUAGCUCUUUCAACAACGGGCAGCUAGCACCCGGGAUAACGAUGACUGAAAUCGAUCGAAUUGCACAGAACAUCAUUAAGUCCCACCUGGAGACGUGUCAGUACACCACAGAGGAGCUGCACCAGCUGGCGUGGCAGACCCACACCUACGAGGAGAUUAAAGCCUAUCAGAGCAAGUCCAGGGAAGCACUAUGGCAGCAAUGUGCCAUCCAGAUCACUCACGCCAUCCAGUAUGUGGUAGAGUUUGCAAAGCGGAUAACGGGCUUCAUGGAGCUCUGUCAAAAUGAUCAGAUUCUACUUCUGAAGUCAGGAUGCCUGGAAGUGGUUUUAGUGCGAAUGUGCCGUGCCUUCAACCCAUUAAACAACACUGUUCUGUUUGAAGGAAAAUAUGGAGGAAUGCAGAUGUUCAAGGCCUUAGGUUCUGAUGACCUAGUGAAUGAAGCAUUUGACUUUGCAAAGAAUUUGUGUUCCUUGCAGCUGACUGAGGAGGAGAUUGCUUUGUUCUCAUCUGCUGUUCUGAUAUCUCCAGACCGAGCCUGGCUGAUAGAACCAAGGAAGGUCCAGAAGCUUCAGGAAAAAAUUUAUUUUGCACUUCAACAUGUGAUUCAGAAGAAUCACCUGGAUGACGAGACCUUGGCAAAGUUAAUAGCCAAGAUACCAACCAUCACGGCGGUCUGCAACUUGCACGGGGAGAAGCUGCAGGUAUUUAAACAAUCACAUCCAGACAUAGUGAAUACACUCUUUCCUCCAUUGUACAAGGAGCUCUUUAAUCCUGACUGUGCCACCGUCUGCAAAUGAAGGCAACGAGAGAACUGUCUCCUAGUCGUGGAAUGCGUCACCAUUAAGACAAAAGCAAUGUGUUCAUGAAGACUUAAGAAAAAUGUCACUACUGCAACAUUAGGAAUGUCCUGCACUUAAUAGAAUUAUUUUUCACCGCUACAGUUUGAAGAAUGUAAAUACGCACCUGAGUGGGGCUCUUUUAUUUGUUUGUUUUUGAAAUGACCAUAAAUAUACAAAUAUAGGACACUGGGUGUUAUCUUUUUUUUUUUUAAUUUUAUUUUAUUCGGGUAUGUUUUGGGAGACAACUGUUUAUAGAAUUUUAUUGUAGAUACGUACAAGAACAGAGCGGUACUUUACAUGAUUACUUUUCCUGUUAAUUGUUCAAAUAUAAUUUAAGAAAAUUCCACUUAAUAGGCUUACCUAUUUCUAUGUUUUUAGAUAGCUGAUGCAUGUGUAAAUUUGUAGCUGUCUUGGAAAGCACUGUGCAUGUAUGUAAUAAGCAUAUAAUAUCUGAGAAUAUUAUAUAUGACUAUUACUUAUACAUGCACAUGCACUGUGACCUAAAAUCCCAUACAUACUAACAAAGGAGGUUCAGUCAGGCUCUCUUAUAUUAUUUACCUUCUGUGUUAUGUGUUACCUUUAUGUUAGACAAUCAGGAUUUUGUUUUCCCAGCCAGAAUCUUCAACUGUCGUCAAUGGCAGGGUGGUACCAAUUCAGAGAUAACGUCUACAAAGGAAUAAACAUAAUGCGCGGCCUCUGUAUAAGAACUCUGUUUCUAUCAAUGACAUCAAAGCCUUGUCAGGAUGGUAAAUAUCGGCGGGUGGCGGGGGGGGGGAAUAUCUGGAGCCAUUUUCCUGUUUUAAGAAUUCGGCCACAGAUAACGUUGUGGAGUCCAGGACUUUUUUGACCAAACAAUCACUAUUUCCUAUUUUUCACCAGGACACAUAAAACACUUUUUUUUUUUUUCCCCCUUUGGAUUUCAGGUGGGUAAAGAAACUGAUUUUGGUGCUCACUGUGUUGUCACCAGAGAAAUGCAGUCUGUAGGUUUGACCACCAGCAAUUUUUUUCUAAUAAAAUUAGAGUCACAGAGGAAACCAGAGCCCAGGGCCCCGAUGCCAUUUCAUGUAGACAUUUUUUCUCUAACCUGUUGUGUCUGGGUUUGAUGUUUUUUGUUUUUUGAGGGUUUUUUUUUUGUUUUGGGGGGCUUUUUUUGGCAAUGAAGAGGUAGAAAGAGCUUGGUUCUUUAUAUUCAUUCUCUUUGCUACAUUUGUUAGAAAAAGCAGCAAUAAAAGGGGAGGCAGGAUUUGAUAUGUCCUUCUAGCGGGGGUGGGGAGGGGUCCUCUAAUUUCUCUCAACUCCAAAGUGCUGUACUAUAAACACAGAGCAAGAACUUGACAGAUAACGAAAACACAUCGGAGUUAUUCCGUAGAACUAAUACACCCCAAAGCCCAAACUGUUUCCUAUGCAGUUUGCAAUUAGAUCAUCCGUCUGGCCUGGGAUUCUUUCUUUUAGCAACUUGUCAAAAACACAGAAUACAAGAGGGGAUAUGAGGCUUGGAGUAUUAAGACUUCCUAGUAUAAGUCUCACCUCUCCACCUGCUCCCCAAGCAAACUGAAUACCAGAAAAGCAUAAAUCCCAAGCAGCUUGUUCUGCCUGUGCUCCAGAGGCCCUAUGCCUUUGGUCUUAGCCGAUCCAAAAUUAAGAGUUUUUUAAAAAGGAAGCCAGAGCAGAGCCUCAUGUAACUCAGUGACAUUCACGCUCUCCUGUGAGUAAAGCCCAGCAGCCAGCUCCCGAGGACCCGCCCUUUUCUCCUCGUCAAACACACACACGCACACCUGCUCGGUAAAGUUUCCAUCGGUGGAAACCUUGAUUUCCUUUUAAUCUCUGACGCUCUUCUGGAGUUACGUGGUCUUGAGAGCUGUCUCCGCAAGGCCACAAAACCCCUCGUUGACCAGACAGUAGCGCUAGUCUUUUCUCUAGAAAACAGAGCCUUUUCCCACCUCAUGAUUGAUGAGUGCUAAACCAGUGGGGAAAAACAAAAAGGCUUUAAAAUAAUGACUCUCUUUCUCAACUACUGUUAUAUUCAAUUAAUUUAACUACAUUGAACCAAAUUACCUUCGGUGUCUAAGAAGACAGCUGCAGACUGCUUAUUAUGUGGCUGUAGAGACUCAGUUCUUUUUGGUGUAAAUGUCACUCCUGCUAGCUCUUUGUAUAAAGAAUUAAUUCCAAGAGUCAUAUUUCCUUCUAAUGGAAAGAUUACUUUACUGAUUGCUAGGAAAACAGGGUAAUGGAAGGCGCUCAAUUAAACCAAGCCGUUUCCAAAUGCAAUGUAUGUUUUAUGAUUGGCUUGUGAUAGGCAAUGCUCAACGUGUCUGCUUGGUGUUUCCCUUUGAGCUUUGAACUUAUGUCAAACUUUGUUUUCAUUGUUCUGUUGGCCUAGUGUUUUCCAUCGUCCGCCUGUAAUUCCCGCUCAGUUGCAAAGGGAAUCGUUUGUUUCCUCCAAUUUACCUUAGAGGGUUUAAAUUGGUUCUGUUGAUGAAGUGGCUGAGAAUUUUUUCCUCCCUGCCCCAUGGGUGAUGUAGGAAAAGGAUUGCUCCCCACAUUUGCCUCAGGAGGUACUCGAUUUGAAUGUGUUUGUCGUUUCUACUAGUGCAAGCAUUUCACUGGGACCGCAUGAACCUUUUGAAGCUAGGGGACAGGAAACAGCUAGCGACUGAACCAGAACAAAACAGUGGAAACGAGUACACGCUCAGCCCACUUCGGCUGAGAAAAGAGAUUUCCAUCUUUCGCCACAGUUGCCAAAUCUGUCCGUUAAAAGACCACCAAUCACAUUUUCAGUGGUAACGACAAACGCCUUGAAAAGCUGCCUUUUUGAACAUCUCCUGUGACUACAUCUCGAGGUGUUUUGAAAUUUUGCUAAGAUCGCCUUUCCUUACCACAUGCAAUCUCUGUCCCUUCCCUACGAAGACUCACAAAUGUUCACCACACCUUCAUGGUAAAACGGGCACUGGAAGAAAGAACCCAUGAUCUGUACGUUUCACUUCUUGCUUCGUAAAUGACAAUCACUGCUUGGCACAGAUAUUGCACUGUAACCACUCAGGGAUGUUUCAUUAAAAAAAAAGAAAAAGAAAAAAAAAAGAAGGAGGGGGAAAAAAACAGGAAAAUGACAACAAAACGUAAAUGGCACAAAUUAAAUACGCCAGGGAGAGAACCUCUCUGACAAGGCUUUCAGAACAGUAGGCAGUAACUUUGUGUUGUUAACUGUUUGGACUUGUUGAAAAGUUGCACAUGAAUAAGGACAACUUAGCCUCAUUUUCUGAAAUCUGCUAAGAGCCAAAUAAUCCAGCUACCCUAUUAAUAGGAAUAUGUCUCUCCCAAGCAGCCCCAAGCUUCCUGUACAAGUCCUGAGCAAGGAAAAUAAGAAAUCUGAGUGGCAUUAUCUGAAUCUGACAAGGGAGGUAAAGCUGUGUGAAUUCAAAUUCCACUGUGAUUCUGGAGGGAAUGUAGGAGAAGAAGGGAUUCCAAAUUUGGUUUAAUAUGCCACACAGACUCCUACUGCCCGUGACUUGGGUCAUCUUUGUGUCCCUUAUUCUGUGGCUCUUUUUUCCCCAGAGACUGAAAGCUGAGAGUAGAGGUGUACCUUACAAACAUACCCUUUCGGGAUUUCCCUUGUUGAAAUACUGGUCUUCAGGACUCUGGAAUAAAGGACCACAGUGUAGGUAUAAACAGAGAAUGUGGAGGUCUCUUGGGUAAUUCAACUUCUUGGACACAAUCUGUGACACCCUAAAUCACAGUCAACUCUGGACAUGAAUAAGAGAUUCCGGGGAGACACCCGUACAUUUCCUAUCGUAGCUGCCUUGUUCGACACAUAACUUCACAGCAGUCAAGCUAAAUUGUAGAAAACCAUGCACAUGGCUAGUCAACUCACGCUCACUCUCUACAGUCCCAAGCGUACCAGGCUUGAAUGCAAAAGCGAUUCUUCCGUCCCAAGGACAACCUAAAACUUAACCAGCUUUUUUCAAAAACAUCAGUCAGAUGCAAAUGAUAUCAGUUCUGUUCCGUGUUCUUUGUUUCCAUUUAUUAUAGAAGCAAGGAAAAAUUCCACUGCUAUUGGAAAUUAGAAGAAAUAACUUUUCCCUGACUCUCUUUUCUCCAUACACUUUCGCUUCCAAUGAAGUUACUACAAUUGGCAGUGAAUUCAGGCAAGGAUGCCUGUGCCCUGACAGAGCCACCGUUCAAUAGAACAGCAAUAACUUGAAAGUAUGCAUCUGUAGUGAAACUUUGCACAAAGCCCCCUGUAUAAAGAAGACAAAAAAGCCCACCAUCUGCUUUAGACGAAGUAGUAUUUAAUUUUCUGUUUCCAGCUGUUAAUAAAAGCAGCAACCUGGUAUGGGAAACCACACGGGCCUUUAGACAAGAGUUGACCACCUAUUUUUGGAGGGGCAGGCAGGGGCCAGGUCUCAGGACCAGAGGCACGUGUUCCCUUAAAGCAAGGGUUAAAAAUCCAAGAGCCUAAAAGGGCCAGGGAGCCGAUGCAAAUGAGCGCAAGCAGUCCAAUGGCCAGCUGGCAAGGAAAUGCCCCAUCUGAAAAGGGACAUCCGAUAGUCAGCUAAAGCACAAGUGUGGCUAAAGCUUCUGAAUCUUAUAACAUCUGUCUAGUUGUAAGUGAUGUCAGUUGAUUCAGAGCUUAAUGCAGACCAGACAAAUACAUCUCUGUGCAGAAAAAGGUUCACAGUUUGCAACCUCUGGUUUAGCACAAAAUUGAA